AUGCAUUAUGAAAUGUGGUGGUUAGUUUUUAUUAUAACUUGUAUAGGGACGAGUUUCGCUACGUAUUGCCCGAAACAGUGUGAUUGUGAUCUUAGUAAUGGGAUGAACAGGGCCGUGUGUGUGGAUCAAAACAUUGUUAGUGUAGACAUAGGCGUGCCAAAAGAAGUGCAGGUGUACAGCCUUACAAGGAAUGUCAUAAGUGAGCUUGACAACUUUUGUUUCAAGGAAAUCGGAUACACGUCCAUUAAAAUAUUGGAUUUGUCGUAUAAUCUUAUAUUUUGGAUUGGUCUUCAUGCAUUCUCUGGACUAAACGAGCUCGUGAAUCUUGACAUCAGCAAUAACAGACUGAGAUUCAUUCCUUCCGAUUUAUUUUGGGACACACCGAACCUAGAGAUAUUAGAUCUAUCAUCAAAUGUUUUUGAGAAGUUAAAAAAUGAACCAUUUAUCAUGCAUACGAAAUUACAAGUGCUCAAUCUUAACAGUUGCCGCAUUAAAUCUUUGCCAGAACGCCUCUUUAACAGAUUGCCAAAUUUAAAGAAGCUCGAUCUCAGUGAGAAUUACGUUGUCACAUUAAAUUUAGAUGUGUUGCGACCGCUAAGAAAACUGGAAAGGAUAGAACUUAGAAAUGAUUAUUGGCAAUGCAACCCAGAUUUCAUAGCUGUCGAGACAUGGAUCGUGUCACACCGAAUAAAAUACGAUAAACAGUGCAAAAAGAAAUUACCUAAAAUGUCAGAAAAAAUGAUUAUGACAGUCAAUGAAGUAUUGCCAGUGGAUAUAAAUAAAGUAUGGAAUAUAACUAAAGAUCAGAACAAUACAUUAAUAUUAUCAGUGUUGCCAAAUAACACAAAAACAUUGACACCAUUUGAGAAAUUUGAUAAAGAGUUUUCAGCAUUUCAAGCGCUAAUCAUUGGUUUUGAGAUUGGUUUGGCUGUGGGAAUCGUAGCUACGUAUAUUUGGUUACGAAUCUCGUGUGGUUGCCCUGGAUUUUCUCGACAGUCGAGACGGCAAAGAGCGAACUUACCAGAUGGGGAUAUGAGGAGUAGUUUGCUCUGGAACAACGUCGUAAACCCUGAUCUGGAAACACCUCCGUACUUCAGGCGACAGUUAGCAGACAGAAACCCUUCAAACAGAACCGGCGUACAAGCAGAUGCUAUUAGAAAUGGUAAUAGAGCAGAAACACCUCCGCCGCCAUACAACGAGUGUCGUUUGAAUAUAUAA
Messenger RNA from Danaus chrysippus (African queen), 1218 nucleotides. The record is from the annotation of a GenBank genome assembly. Lineage: Eukaryota; Metazoa; Arthropoda; Insecta; Lepidoptera; Nymphalidae.